Onthophagus taurus is the source of this 790-nucleotide messenger RNA. The record is from RefSeq and is a predicted model, not a curated record. NCBI's taxonomy places the organism in Eukaryota, Metazoa, Arthropoda, Insecta, Coleoptera, Scarabaeidae.
UUUUUCAUAAAACAUCAUCCGCCAUAUUGGCAUAUAGCCGUCAGUAUUUUCGCACGAAAAUACCUGAGUUUUUGUCAAAUAGUUUACGGAAAUCUUCAAAAAAGCAGUGAUUUUGUGAAGGCAAUGAGUAAAUCUGGUAAAAAAGACCAACAAGGUGACGGCGAAGAAUAUACCGUCGAGAAAAUCAUCGAUAAACGUGUUAACGCAAACGGUACCGUCGAAUAUUUAUUGAAAUGGAUUGGUUACGACGAUAAAGACAACACUUGGGAACCAGUUAAUCAUUUGGAUUGUCCCGGAUUGAUCGAGGCUUUUGAAACGGAACGGGCUAAACAAGACAAAGAGAGGGUUAAGAAACGAAAAAGUAUGAGUACUCCCACAAAUGAGGUUAGAAAAAAGAAGGUGGAGGAUAAAAAGCAAGGUUUCGAUCGGGGUUUGGAGCCAGAGAAGAUUAUUGGUGCUACGGAUAGUUCAGGACAAUUAAUGUUUUUAAUGAAAUGGGCCGGUACGGAUGAAGCUGAUUUAGUCGCGGCUAAACAGGCAAAUGUAAAAUGUCCGCAAGUAGUGAUAAAGUUCUAUGAGGAAAGAUUAACGUGGCAUUCACCCAACGCGGAGGAGGAUAAAAAUGAGAAAGCUUAAAAAUAAUUCUUUAAGAUAAUAUCUCUUGAUUUUUUUUUUCUAUUUUUUUGUUUAUUUAGGGUUAAAGUUGUAACACACAAACAGGAUGUAUCUAUUACGUUUACGAUUAAUGUUCUUACCGCCUAGAAUAAGGCUAAUAGAAAAAUUAUAAUAA